Messenger RNA from Nylanderia fulva, 2013 nucleotides. RefSeq names its product 2-aminoethanethiol dioxygenase. Lineage: Eukaryota; Metazoa; Arthropoda; Insecta; Hymenoptera; Formicidae. Gene Ontology annotation, cellular component: mitochondrion. Gene Ontology annotation, molecular function: oxidoreductase activity, acting on single donors with incorporation of molecular oxygen, incorporation of two atoms of oxygen. The record is from RefSeq and is a predicted model, not a curated record.
AUGUACUCGCACGAUUGAUUUGCGCUUUAAAUAUAUUGUCCGUUCUGUCACGCGAAUCUGUACGUACUUGGAUGUCAUUUUGUAUCUUCCACGCGCGAACGUUAUUACAUGGUACAUAUCCGACCACAAAAAUCUGUGUAAUUACUCGUCGAUAAUAUUUUGGGUGGAUAUAAGAUUCGAAAAGCGAGUGACACACUAAAGUAUAUAAUUAUGACAUCGGCGAUUGAAAUUUUGGCGAAGCAGGCGAUGAAAACGUUCGGCGAGAGCCGGCUCUGUCAGAAGAGCCUAGACAAACUGUGGAGUCUGAUGAACAAAAUCACUGCCGAGGAUGUGAGACUCGAUAAAAACAUUCUCGAUUAUGUCAGCAGACAACCGGCGCCUAUGUGCGUGAUGGAUGUAUUUGAAAACAAGGAUAUAACAAUCGCGAUUUUCAUACUGAAACACGGAGUCAUGAUGCCUAUGCAUGAUCAUCCUGGAAUGCAUGGCUUGUUAAAGGUAAUCAGUGGUGCAGUGGAAUUAAACAGCUAUAGUUUGAGGACGAAGAGUGAUCAUGUAAUUAAGUUGAAUGAGGAGAUUGCAGCAGUCAAGCAUCGUUCAAUGUCUCUUCACAGUAAUUCGCCCGCUUGUAUUCUCACACCAUCAGAGAAAAAUCUGCAUGAAAUCUCAUGUAUAGAGGGCCCCGCAGCUUUCUUAGAUAUACUCAGUCCGCCGUACGAUGUCGACGAGUUCGGUAAAGGACCAAGACCGUGUACAUUUUUCAAGGUUGUUAAUUUUAAUUUGUGUACAGAAUCAGCAGAUGUUGAAGAGGUACAGUUGUCCAUCAUAGAAAGUCCUCCAGACUUUUAUUCUUCUUCUCUAAAAUAUAUUGGACCUUCAUUGAAAGAUUAUUAUAACAAAUAAUUUUCUUCAUUUUCCAUUUAAAAAAUUUUGCAUUUGUCAAUAAUUUACAGUGUAUAUAAGAAAGUAUAUAUAAAUGCAUCAAAGACUUAAAUUUUGUUGAUGUAUGAUAAUCGAUAUCAUACAGUAAUAUCGGUGAGCUUGUCGGGACCAAACAAUGUCCUUAUUGUAAACUUUCUCUGUAGUCCUGACUUUUUUAUUCCGAUAUCACAUAUUCAGAUUGAAAAUAUCAUUGUGUAUUCUUGUGUGACGUGUUUUUUUUUUUGCUCGAAUGUCACAUUAGAGUAGAUAAAUGUGAAUAUGUACAUACAUAGUGACAAGAGCAAAUAAAAAGAUUAAGCAUUCAUCAACUUGAAUAACAACAAAUAGAUAAGUUUAUGGAUAACAGAGUUUAGUAUAUGGACAUUCAAUUAUAUCAUUAAAAUAAUUGCUUCUAUUGUGGCUAAGAUAAAAAUUUUAAUCCAAGCAUAGAUAAUUUAACAAUCGUCUAUAUACAUACAUAUAUUUAGCUGUUAUUUAUUUUCUUAAUACGCAGCAUUAUACAUAAACAUUUUUCAUAUACUUUAACAAAAAGUAUACUUUUUAAAAGUUGACUUUUUAAAUAUUUUAAAUACUUUUUUAUAUCUUUGGGUUUUGAAUUUUCAAACAUUGAUCAUUGAUGAACAAAAGUAAAUUGUAAAUUAAGUUUCUAUUCAUAAAUUUAGAAAAAGAUGAUAUCUCUCAUUUUGACAACAUACAAAUACAAAGAAAAGUCACAAAAAAAACCGAGUGUUAUAACGUUAAAUAUGUAAAACAUAUAAAGCAAUAUUAUGAUUUAAAUAUUAAUAAAUUAUUUGUAUAUUAGAAAUAUCAUAAAUAAUUAGUUAUAAACAGAAUGUGUAUAUGUGGGUUAUCUUCAAUACAAUGUUGUUUUUAAGAUUUAAAAGGGCAGUUUCAUGAGUGGAAAAAAUAUUUAUAUUAUACCUUUCUAGAUAUCCCUUAUUUUGAAAAACUAAGGUACUUAAAAUAUAUAUAGCAUUAUCUUAUGUUAAGUAUUUGCUAGAAAAAUUGUACUUAAUUAGUUGAACAUCUAUCUUUGCACAUUAUAGGAAAAUCUAUUCAAUAAAUGUAUUUAUA